Microthlaspi erraticum is the source of this 651-nucleotide messenger RNA. The record is from the annotation of a GenBank genome assembly. Lineage: Eukaryota; Viridiplantae; Streptophyta; Magnoliopsida; Brassicales; Brassicaceae.
AUGAUCAAAACUUUGGGUGUGGCUUCUGCUCGCAUCCUCUUCUCCAGACAUCCAUCAAUGGCCUCUCCUAUUCUUCAGAACCUCUGCUUCUCAUUUGCUGCCUCUAAGCUCUCUGUAUGGGAUUGUCGGAAGUUCACUGGAACUUGUGGCGGCAACGAUGAGUUCAUAAAAGGAAAUGUGUAUCCAAAUGGCGUCGCUCUCAUCACUCUUGAUCGACCUAAAGCUCUCAACGCCAUGAAUCUAGAAAUGGAUUUAAAGUACAAAAACUUGCUUGAAGAAUGGGAAUAUGACCCACAAGUCAAAUGUGUUAUUGUAGAAGGUAGCACACCUUGGGCCUUUUGUUCAGGCGGUGAUGUGAAACAGAUUACAACCAGAAAUCAAUUUUCAGAUAUUAUGACAGAGUCGUACAAACCGCUUAAUAACGCUACUAAUCACAACCGCCCGCUUCCGCAAACUCCCGCACCCGCAACCGCAACCGCAGCGGUUAAACCAGUCAGGCCCUUGGUUCUCCCGCUACCACCCGCAAACGCAGCGUUUGCGCUUAACGGUGUGAUGAAAACUGAGUACCGUAUUGCUCUACGAUCUGCCUUGCGGAGUGAUUUCACGGAAGGUGUUAGAGCAGUCCUGAUCGACAAGGACCAGGUUUCAUGA